Messenger RNA from Clupea harengus (Atlantic herring), 4026 nucleotides. It is a transcript of the gene pcare1, whose product is annotated as photoreceptor cilium actin regulator 1. Lineage: Eukaryota; Metazoa; Chordata; Actinopteri; Clupeiformes; Clupeidae. The record is from RefSeq and is a predicted model, not a curated record.
UCUUUAAUCCUUUCAGCUGCUCGUCCACCACACGGUCAAGGUGGAGCUCCGCUGAUUUCUGUUCAGAACUGAAAUGGGAGGAAAAAAUCGAACAACUUUUCAGGGACUGACCGACUAAUGAUGGGAUACUUACUAUGUGGAUUUAUCUCAAUUUUGUCUUACACGGAUACCUUUCAUUUGUUCUUUUAUGGAGAUAAAAGCAAGCUGUCAGUUACAUCAGUGCAUUCGACCAUCUGAAAAUGACAGGUACAGCUGGUGGAUAAAGACCUGAACCAGGCUUUCUUCAUUUGGAGGAUUUCUAGGCACCUUGUUGUGUUUUCACUCUGCGAGUACGUAAAAGAGUCCUAAGGAUUCUGAGAUGGGUUGCUCCCCAUCUAGAGGAAAUCAUUUCCCUGGGGCACACAGCUCUUUCAGGAAAGCAAGGGCUCUUCUGCCCGGCAACCAAGAACACGCAGGUGAGUCACCGUCUGAUGAUGGGACUAGCAGAGGCUCUUCAGCUGCGGGAGAGACAGAUGCAGGGAGAUGUUCUUGGGCCAGUGGGGAGAGGCAAGCAACAGGUCAACAAGAUACCAACGUUGCAUGCUCAGCUGUGAAGACUGUAAAUGAGGGGGGGGGUCGCUUUGACAAACUUGCCCCUCAGGAAAUCGCAGUUAAUAUUUUAUCGCAGAUAAAGGAUAAGCAGGGGGAAAAUUCAGAAUCAGGUGAAAAAAAAGCUGUUAAGAAAACUAAAAAGCCUAUCAAAGGAAUUAAACAGGGUAAAAAAAAAGAGAAAGAGAAAAAGGCUGUCACUGAAGAAAAAGUAGACUUUCCAGAGUUACUGGUGAAAGCCCACCAGGCUGCCUACGGUUACCUUAAUCCCAGUAUAACCAAAUAUGAGGUCUUGCUUGGGCUUUUGGACCAUGCUGCUCAAACUCAAAUUUCUCUGCAGCCCAUGGUGGCCUUCAUGCUCAUGCGCUAUGAAGAGAUCAACAGAGGGCUUGAGGAAAUAGUGGAAGAGGGAGAGAAGCUUCUUAAAGAAAAUGGGGAACAUCUGGCUUGGCCUUGUCCUUUGAAAAACCUCUCAAACACCCCUGCCAGAGCAAACACAUCUUCCUCCACCACAAAACCUCCGCCAGAUUUAUUACAGCAGCUUCUGCAAUACACUAUACAGAGGAUGCAUCUUGUAAGCCAAUCAGUGAGUGGAGUUGGAGAUUCAGCACUGGAAGAGGCCGUGGAUUACUUUACUUCGGUGUCUGACAUACUGGAGGAGAAACUGAAGGUCAAACGUGCAUCUGAGGCUCGUCUCAUGCAACUGUUAGCACGCGUUGAAGCUGCCACGCUUCGAAAACCAGGACCGGAGGACUCUGCGUUGUUCAGUGAAGACAGUGGAAUCGGAGGUGAGAGUGAGUCGUUGGCUGGAUCAGACAGACAUAGACCCCGCCGAGAGAGCGGUGAGUCCACUGGGGCCUACUGCACUUCAGCAAGCAGCCCAAUGGGUAGCAGCUCCACUCCAGUCCAAGAGGGAACUCCAAGGCACAAACUCACACAUAAAACAAAUUCCUGUCUCUCGCUUAACUCCAUAGACUCUUUUUGUAAUUUUGGACAAAGAGGACAAAGAGAGUCUGAAUUUCUUUGUAGCUCUGCCUCAGUAGAUGAUGAUGAAAGAGAGGUGGGGAAAGCGAUAGAUAAUCAUGAAGAAGAAGUAGAAUAUAUUAACAAGAAGUGCCCGAGCUCCUCCCCAUUGCACGCUUGCCAACAACCAUGUCGUUUAGCUUCAAAACGUAUAGAAAAUCCACAGAAUAUAGAGAUGACAUUAAAGAUGAGGGAUGCAAUUAGUGGUCAGAUCAAAUAUGUAUCAUCACAGAAGUCUAGUGCAAAAACAAAGCAGACAGACAGUCCAAAAAUUAGUAGACGACAGUGGAAUGAAGAGGAAUAUACACCAAAGAGGCCCCAAACGCCCACACUAACGAAGAAGAAGACAACAGUGGUCAAACAUCGACGUACUCAUUCUGCUGACUCGAUCCGUAGCAAGGCAGAGGACCAAACACUGCUUGAGUUGGAGAGAACUCAGAAGGACCUGACUCAGAAGCUUGAGAGGAUGAGUAAGGCUGAGGGGAACAUUAGGAACAGUGGUCCUAAACAAGGAAAGGUAAAGACCCAGCCAAGCUCACCAUCAACACCUGUUCGUUUACGUCCUUUGCAGAAGACCCCACAAAGUCCUUCAAAAUCGAAUAAAAAAACAGACCACGGAAACAGUUCAACUACAGAAAAGGAGAAACCGAAGGAGUCAGAUGACAAUUUAAAUAAAAAGAAUGAUCUAGAAGAUAGGAUCCUCUCAAAACCAACUCCUUCGAGCCCAACACUACAAAGGCCAGCUGGGCAGUACAGGGGCAGAAAUUCUGUGAAGAGAUUAAUAGAUACAUUCAGCCAGGGAGUUGAGGAAAUUAAACAGACACCAGAAAAUGUCAAAAUACUUGGCCCUCUGAAGGGAGUGAUGAAGUGUGGUGUUCCCAUCAUACCUGGACUAGGAGGCAUAGACACAAUGCUCACCUUUGGAAAUGAUAACUUUCGAGUAGACUCAAGAGUCUCUAAUAGAACAGAUGAUGUUGACAUUGAUGACCUACCUCCCCCACCUCUUGAGGUACUUAUGGACAACUCUUUUGAAAAUGUCCAAAAAUCCGAAACAGAGGAAGGAGGGUCAGGCAAAGGCCACUCCCCUCUCCUCAAAAGAACUGUGUCCCAGAAGCUACGUGCCUCCAUGCAGUCCGUGAACGUGCUACCCAGUAGAGGCAGUGUGCGACCCGGCUCCCUUAGCAUGCUGCCGCCAUGUGCUGCCUCCCACCAGGAAACUAAGCCUGAGGUAGACUCUGGACAGCAAUCCAUGAAAACUUUGUCCACUUUAGGAAGUGGAGGGACAAAGCAGAGAGACAGUAACACUUCUGAUGCAGUGCCUUCAGCUUCAGGAAGUAACAGUCAGCCAGCUGCAACGACAUCAACAUCCAGAGCCCGAAUGUUGCCCUCUACACCUGUAACUUCCAGCAGCCUUCAACGAAGACUCCCCAGCCCCCCAGUCUUUAAACGGCACCCCACCCCUCCCUCUUCCGCCAGCCCUCCAGUUACUCGCAAACUCCCAACACCACCACCUGUGAGCCAAAGGAGACACUUCAGCCCCAGUGCUACGAGGCAAGAUGGCAGCGGAUGGUCUACCUCCACAUCUCCCUUCAAGGCCCCGUCCCCACCGGCCUCUCCAAAAGUGCAGAGAUGGUCACGGGAAAACAGCAGUGACGACUGCUCAUCCUCAUCACGGGUAUUUAGCAAUGCCCGGUCGGUAUUUUGUCCUGCUUCACCCUCUCUAUUCGAGGCAAAGCCUUGCCCUGUACCGCGACCCCCACAGGCAUGGACCCCCGCCAGUGAAGCUGUUGUUUCCUAUCUCUGGGGGGACCGUGUGAGGCGUGGACCAAAGCCUUUCGUCAGACGUAGCCAAUCAGACCGAAGGCCCAGUCUGAAUUGUCCACCCAGAUCACAAGCUGUCUCUGUUGCAGAAAGCUAUGGGAGUGAGCCAUCCAUUGCUAGUCUUGAGCUGGAAGAUGGUCCAACCAGAGACAUUUAUAGAUGGGACAGCCAGUCAGAACUCACAGGCGCUACACGUUCAGCUUCACAUCCAGACCUGUGCAUUAUAGGUCAUGCCUUGCACCGUGAAUGAGCGGGUUGGUGGAGGAACAAAAUGGAUUAUGGAUUAGCAACCUUCUCUGAGAUUAAGACUUUUUCCACUGGGAAGAGGAGAAUGACUAAUUCUGUGAAAGCCUAUUAAGUAGUGGUAGUCUACCACUUCUUCCCAUUUCACUGUCAUUCUUUAACUGCUGUUUACUGCAAGACCUUGGUUUUCUCACCAUUUUCACCAAAGAAACAAAAGAAAAAGAAAUUAUCCUGCAAAUUAAUCAAAUAUGUGUGAUUUAUAAUUUGAUGCUAUACAUUUUUAGUUUCUUUUGUGAUAUUUUAAUAUUUGACUUUUUACUCUGUUUCUUAAUAAAAGGGUAUAUUGACACA